AUGUCGUCCACCAGCAACGCCUCCAUUGACAAGUUCAAUGGAGACAAUUACGCAACGUGGAGCCGGUACAUGCGCGGUGUGUUUUUGACGAAGUCCGUCUGGCACGUUGUCAACCGUGAAGUGACUCCGACUUUCACCGACCCGCGAGCGUCCGAUGACUACGUCAAGGCAAGCAACGUCGCGUUUGGUAUGAUGCUGCUGCACAUGAACGCGGACUACCAUCAUGUGCUGGACAACUGCGAGGAAGCCUGGGUUGCGUGGACAAGUCUGAAGACGCUGUACGGUGGGUCGCAGAAGGCAGGACGCAUCUACCUCAAGCGACAACUUUUCAGUAUCAAGAUGGCUGAAGGCGCGAACGUCAUGCAUCACUGCAACGAGGUCCUCAACAUCUCCGCCAAGCUUAGCGGCAUCGGUGCGAAGAUGGAAGACGAAGAUGUUGCAAUUUGUCUGCUACUCAGUCUUCCGAAGAGCUACGAAAAUGUGGUGCUCAACAUGGAAAUGAGCAGCACCGAGCUUCGCACUCAAGAUGUGGUGAGAGUCCUGACGAAUGAGCAUGCCAAGCGUCAAGGAGAAAAAGGGACAACGACAGCGACUACGGUGAAGGCUGAAGAUGCAAGCAAGGCAUUCAGCGCCGAGCGUGAGCCCUACCAAUGCACGUAUUGUGGCAAGGUGGGACACACGGUGGAUCGUUGCUGGACAAAGCAGAAGAACGAAGGUCGGGGAGCCCGACGCGGCGGCAAUGGUCGUGGACGCGGGGCUAACAAUGUCCAGUGGGGACAUCAUGAUGAAGGCAAUGGCUACGAUCGAGUGGCGUUUGCAGUCUCGUUCGAAUGUGGAGUUUCGACGAGCAAGGACGUGUCUGGAAUGUGGGCCGUCGACAGUGGUGCAACGCACCACAUUUGCCACGACAAGACCAAGUUCGCAAGUUUGGCAGAGCGCAAUGAGGGCGAACUCUUGGUGGCUGAUGGCAACAAGGUGGCCAUCAAGGGUGUGGGAACCAUCAUGGAAAAGGUGGUUCUGCCCAACGGUGAAGAGCGUGAGAUCGAGAUCAAGAACGUGCUUUACGUACCAAGCACGAGCAAGAAUCUGCUUUCGGUACCGCAGAUCAACAAGCACGGCAAGUUUCAAGUCGUGUUCGACGGGACCAAGAUGUUUGCCGCUCGCAAAGGAUCGCACCAAUUGGUGGCAACUGCAGAUCUUGUGGAUGGCCUUUAUUGGCUUCACACAGCUCAUCGAUCGGCCAAUACGGCAACAAACGGAAGCAACGGUGUCGACUUACAUGCGCGAAUGGGACACGCUCCAGCUGAUGUUCUUCGCAAAAUGGUGGCCACGAACAUGAUCAAGGAUGUGAAGGUAUCUCUCACGUCAAGUGGAUCAAGUGCAUGUCGAGGAUGUCAACAAGGGAAAAUGGUCCAAAAACCAUUCCCACGCAACCAGGACAAGCGCAGAUUCGACAUCUUCGAGCUACUUCACGUCGACAUAUGCGGACCCAUAGAAAUGAAUUCUCUGGGUGGCAGCAAAUAUAUACUGCUGAUCUUUGACGAAGCCAGUGGAUGCAUGAAGGGCUUCUGUCUACGUGUGAAUUCGGAGAGUGAAAACUACAUCACACGAUACAUCAAGAUGGUGCAAGCGCAGUUUGGCAAGAAGGUCAAGCUCGUUCGACACGACGGAGCCCGCGAGUUCGCAACCAACUCGCUUCAAGAAUUCUACGAAGAUGAAGGCAUUGAGCAGCAGACGAUGGUGCCAUAUGCACACCAGACCAACUGCACGGUAGAGCGCGCCAUUCGGACUAUCGUCACAAUUGGUCGCAGCAUGCUCCACCAUGCUAAGUUGGAAAAGUGCUUCUGGGCCGAAGCAGCAAUGACGGCAAUCUACGUCAAGAACCGUCUGCCGUCGCCUAACGUUAUGCACAAGACUCCGUUCGAGAUCGUCCACAACUCCAAGCAAAAUGUCAAGCACAUGUGGGUGUUCGGUUGUCAGGUUUACAUACUGAAACCGAAGGAGAAGCGGCUCAAGUGGGACCCCAAGGCUCGCACUGGGAUAUUCUUGGGCUACGAAGAAGCAUCUAAAGCGUAUCGCGUUUAUGACAUCGAGGCGGGGCAGGUGGUCAUCAGUCGCAUGUCAACUUUGACGAGUCCGCCUUUGGACUUUCGCCGCCAACCACCGAUGAAGACGCCGAUGACCUUGACUUCGACUCCCUCGAUCUGGAUGAUGAAGCGCCAGGUCAAGCGCAGUAAAAGCAAACAGGCAAGCGCAAGAGUUGUCCCCAUGAUGAAGGAGUACCAACUCCACCCACGCGCACAUGCGAACGCCAUCGAAACAGCAGUGGACUUAUCCGAGCCAUCGACUUUUGAAGCUGCGGUGAGCGGUACUGAUCAAGUGCAUUGGCGCGAAGCUGUCCGUGCGGAACUUGAGUCGAUGCGACUUCGUGAAGUAUUCCGCGCAGCCAAGCUACCUGAAGGACAUCGCGCCAUUGGCACGAAGUGGGUCUUCAAGAUCAAGCGCAAAGCGGACGAAUCAAUUGACAAAUACAAGGCGCGUCUUGUGGCAAAGGGUCUCGAGCAACAGUAUGGGAUGGACUACACGGAAACAUUCUCGCCCGUCGUCAAGUACGUGACGCUACGCAUGGUGAUUGCAGUCGCCAAGUAUUUCGGAUGGACCAUCGACCAACUCGACGUGGUGACGGCAUUCCUGUAUGGUGUCAUGAAGGAACAAGUGUUCUGCGUCAUCCCUGAAGGCGUGGAAAUAAAAGGGUUCUUUGAUUGUCUGGAGUUGGUGAAGGCAAUCUACGGACUCAAGCAAGCGUCGCGCGUAUGGAACGAAACGUUUGACGAGUUUGUUGACGGUCAUUGGUUUCCUACCAGUAUUGGUAACCGUGACCGGUCCAAUCCGAACCGCCUUUUCAGCUUUGUAUUUACGACGUAG
Peronospora matthiolae is the source of this 2925-nucleotide messenger RNA. The record is from the annotation of a GenBank genome assembly. NCBI's taxonomy places the organism in Eukaryota, Oomycota, Peronosporomycetes, Peronosporales, Peronosporaceae.